UCAGGGAAAGGUUUUUUCUCUUCCUUGUAUUAUGGACAAUAAGACAAUUUAGUGACAGUCCUCAAGGCUUAUGUGAAGGGCUAUGAGGGAGAACAAGAUGAUUUCCUCUUUCUUCCUUUUUUUCUUGAAAAAAUGAAAGGAAUGGAGUCUCUUGCAGCAGGAGGGAGCUGGGCCAGGUUCUGGAAGGUGCAAUCUCACAGGAGAGUUGGGCACAGGAAGUCCAGGAUGUAUCCAGAGCCCUGCACAGAGCUCCCAGGCUCCAGAAAAUGUCUGGACCUCAGCGCGCUCCACUCAGUGGAGCUCCUUGCUCUGCUUGACUUCAUCCCUCCCUCCUCACCCCUACACACUGCCCCUCACUCUCGGGCUCUCCUCUUCGCUUCACGUUGGGCUCUGUCCCCAACACCCAGCCCACAAAACCAUGCACCUGGCUUAUUCCCCUCCCCCUCCCUCUGUCUCAGCCUCAGGACACUGACAGGACCUGGGCCUCCUCACCACGAUGAACUCACUGGUCUCGUGGCAGCUGAUGCUUUUCCUCUGUGCCACUGUCUUCAGAGAAACAUUUGAAAAGGAGGCACCCGUGGAGAACCCUGGACCGACAGGCCAGCGGCUCGGACCCCAGGCCCUCCUGGCCCCGUGGGAGCAGAGCCAGCGGUGCGCCGAGAGGAAGGCAGCCGGGGCUCAGUCCAGCCCGCGGGGGGCUUCGCUGUGCCCGCCUCCCGAGAGCCCCGCGGGGCCCCAGCGGCGGGGCCUGUGCGCCCCCCGCAGCCGCCUGAUCCCCGCCCCCCGGGGCUCGGUGCUGGUGCAGCGGGAAAAGGACCUGCCCGCGUACAACUGGAACUCCUUCGGCCUGCGCUACGGCAAGCGGCAGACUGCGCCCCCCGCGAGGCUGGGCGGGGGCGCCUGGCGUGGCUGA
This is a messenger RNA of Lontra canadensis (Northern American river otter), 913 nucleotides long. It is a transcript of the gene KISS1, whose product is annotated as KiSS-1 metastasis suppressor. The transcript is spliced from 2 exons. Gene Ontology annotation, molecular function: kisspeptin receptor binding. Gene Ontology annotation, cellular component: neuron projection. The record is from RefSeq and is a predicted model, not a curated record. Lineage: Eukaryota; Metazoa; Chordata; Mammalia; Carnivora; Mustelidae. Gene Ontology annotation, biological process: G protein-coupled receptor signaling pathway; positive regulation of cytosolic calcium ion concentration. Bases 497 to 913 code for a protein of 138 amino acids.